UUUCAUUUAAAAUAGCUGUCAUCGAAAUGAAAAUUUCAAAUUUCGCGCUUUUACCAGCUUAAAAUCGUCGGAACUCCAAGCGGGUUACCGUCGAACUACAGUAGUGUCAAGUUUUUUCGGUCGUGUGAUAUGCUCAAGGUGUGACUUUAGCGUGUAUUUCAAUCAUAUUGGUAUAAUAAAUCAAAAUAAACCGAUGGUGACGAAACUAUAAAGACUUCUGGGACUGCUAUUGAUGGAUCCUUCGCUAUCCUGGUUUCAACCGGAACAAGAGGGACCCGCCAAGCUUCUGUGGCUUCGCAUUUGGCAGACUCAACAAGAAUUCGAUAAUAUGAAUUUAAAAGAGGGUGACAGUGAAGUGGAAACAUUCACGAACGGAUUUACGACGCAUAACGCCAACAUAAUGAACGGCAAGUCAGAUAAAGGCCCCAUUAUGGCAAGCAGAAGGCGGAAAGAUGCCAGGUCCACAACUCGGGUGGCGUCCCGAAAAUUGGAGCAUAAUCAUGGUGGAUGUCCUUGGAGACCUGUAGAUUUUCCAUAUCAGAGGGGCAUUAUGGGUUUGCACCAAGAAAUUGAGCAUUUCUACCAUUAUAUGAGUCCAACGGAAGCAGAACAUCAGAUCAGAGCAGAAGUUGUCCAACGUAUAGAAAAAAUCAUCACUUCAAAAUGGAACGAAGCGAAGGUCGAAAUUUUUGGAUCAUAUCGCACCGGCCUCUACUUACCUACUAGCGAUAUAGAUCUGGUUGUAAUAGGUAAAUGGUCGAACUUGCCCCUGCGCACUCUUGAACAGGAAUUUUUAGAAAAAGACAUAGCUGUCCAUGACAGCAUAAAAGUUUUAGACAAAGCGUCUGUUCCCAUCGUGAAGUUGACUGACAAAAAGACGGACAUCAAAGUGGACAUUUCCUUCAACAUGUCGAACGGAGUCAAAUCUGCUGAACUGAUAAAGACGUACGUUGAAAGGUUCCCUGUCUUACCGAAACUCGUCUACGUCCUAAAACAAUUCCUGCUCGAACGUGACUUGAACGAAGUCUUCACGGGAGGCAUCUCGAGCUACAGCUUGAUUCUCAUGUGCAUCAGCUUUUUGCAACUGCAUCCGAGACAAGAGAGCAUCCGUACUAACAAUGCCAACUUGGGGGUCUUGCUGAUAGAGUUUUUCGAGUUGUACGGUAAGAAGUUCAACUACAUGAAGACUGGUAUUAGGAUACGAGACGGUGGACGGUAUCUGGAUAAGGACGAAAUGCAGAGGGAGAUGGUUGAUGGGCACAGGCCUAGCAUGCUAUGCAUCGAGGAUCCACUACAGCCUUCAAACGAUAUCGGCAGGAGUAGUUACGGAGUGCUUCAGGUCAAAAGGGCAUUCGAGUAUGCCUAUAUUGUCUUGACAAGCGUAAUGCAUCCCACAUUAAUGUACAGCAACUGUGCAUACUCAACCAUCCUCGGCAGGAUAAUUCGGGUGAGAGAGAAUGUAAUCCAGCAAAGGCUAAAGGUGGAGGAAACGAUAAGGCAAAGGCCGUCGAGGUCCUCCAGCAUCGGAUCUACCGGGUCCAGCGCAGAGGACAGUGGAGGUAGCUCAGAGGGCUCUGACCUACCCUCAAGAGACAACUCCCCCAACGUCAACUACAUCCCUACGCGGCAGGCCCCCCAAAAAAUCAGGAAUAUGACUUGGCGCAGCAGCAGUAAAGGCGGGUUCCGGAACAACAACAACAACAAUCACCACCACGCCAACAGUAACCACAACAAUCACAAUAGCAAUAGCCACGGAAAUCACAACUCCUACAACAGCAUGAAACGCAGGAAACCAACGAAGCAAUAACGUUUCGAGUCAGCUGACAAGGAAGGAUAUUAGGCAGUUGGUUUUCGGCAGGUUCGUUUUCCACGGCUAUUUUUUUGCGAAUGUCUAGAGUGUUUAGCGUUUUGUUUGUCGAUAUCGAGGAGUAUUCAUGACGAAAAAAAAAAAAGAGUCCUCAGAGCGAUUCACACGAGUGAUUUGAGGGAUUUUUGAAAUUUUUUCAGUAUCCGUCUGCGAGUCAACGAUACGAAGAACUACCAUUGGCAAAUUUUUGUUUUGUAACAGGGUGGCGUGUCGGACCAAAAAAAUAUGCAUAUAUUUUAAUAUUAGUUUGAAAGAAAUUAUCGGUAAUUCAUGAGUAGUGAAUUAAAAAACAAAAAAAAUAAAAAAGUUUGAAAAUUCGACACGCCACGCAUCUUUUAGAAUGUUAUUGAUUCUAUUUUAUACCGGUUUGAUAUUUAUAGGUUAUACUUUGACCGUAAGGACACAAAAUGAAGAAACAUAAAAAAAAAAUUGAAAUUUGACAAUAUAUACCAUACAAAAAUUACCUAUUUGAAUAUUUUUUUUGCCAUUGUAUUCAUUUGAUAUUUUUUUCACGGAGGAAGGAAAUCGUUUUUUUCAAGAAAUUUCGAAGGGCGACCGACAUAUAUAAAUCUACGAAGUAAUGGCGGUGAAUUUUGUUAAGAUAUGAGAUAGAGGUGGGGCUCCACUGUAAAGUAUUCGAUCCUAAGCCAUUGUAAAUUAAUAUAAGGGAAAAACUGAAAUGUAAAAAAAAAUCCAAAAAUGUAAUGAAAAUCAAUGCUAUGAAAUUUAUAAAACGCAAAAAAAAUAACUAAAAUUCGAAAAUAGAAACUGGUUAUCAAUAAGCAGAAAAAAAAAAUGAAAUUGUGUGUUUCAGAAUUACUAUAUAUUCCAUCUAACGUGGAAUUGAAAGCUUGGUUGCGGCUGAAUCAAAACGUCUUUCCAAAAAAUGAUUUAUUCAGUUAUAGCGACGUUGAAAAAUUGUUUCUCAUUUGUCAGGUACAGUUCACUAGAAAAAAUAGGUUUUUUUAAACGAAAACAAUUGGUUUUUCAAAGCUAGGUACAUGUCAAAUAAACUAAUCUUCAAAAUGUUAUUCGGCAUUAGUAUCAUUAAAAAAAUUCAGUUAUAAUACUGAAUAGUGUAGGCAAUUUACAGCUAUUUUUUUUUUUUUUUCAAAAUAAAUCAAGUUUACUGAUGUUUCUCUUUUUCUGUUCUUGGAUAAGUAGUCAUUUAAGAUGACGAUACAUUUUUAAUAUUUUUGUUCAAUUAUAGUGAUGAAAUAACUUUUUCCAGUUAUAGUGAUGUUGGAAAAGGGGUCACAUUAAUUUGUUUUUGUAUAACAAGCCUUUAUCAAUGCUUCAGUCUGGAAUUUUACACUAGAAAUAAUUUAUCGAAACUUGAGGUUUUGCCAGUUACAGUGACAUUAAUUACUCUCUCAUCUGAGUUAUAGUGGCUCCAAUAAACUCUUUCCAGUUAUAAUAUCUCUCAAAAUAGGUUUUAGCUACAAGAUCCCAUUGAAUUAAGUUUCUUUUUAUAGGAAGUUCCUGCUUCAGUGGCAGAAAAACGUUAAAAAUCAUUCAUUCACACUGAAAAUUUUGUUAUAGCGACAUUAAUAACUUUCUUUUCUUCGUUAUAGUAGCUUCAAUAAUUUUUUCCGGUUACAUCACUUGAAACAGGUUAUAGUUACAGGGCCCCAAAAAAUAAAGUUUCUUUCCAUAGCGAGUUCUUGCCUUAGUGGCAAAUUAUAUGUUUAAAUUCAUUGAUUCGAACAGAACAUUUUAUUAUUGUGGCAAUGAUAACGUCUUGUCUCGUGAUACACUUUCACAAAAUUUAUGAAUUUUUUAUUCAAAUCGCAACUUUUGAUACCUUCAAAUUGAAAUUGUAAGGGACAUAUCACUAUAAAUUAAUCGUGGAUUUCAAAAGCGGUUUGAAAUUUUAAAAUGUAUUCGAGUGGACUGUAACUGAUACAAUAGAAAUUAUUUUAAAAAGAAAUUGCUUUCAAUUUCACCCCCAAUUCUAGGAUAAACCUUUGAACGAAACUAUGAAAAAUAACCAUUCUUUACCCAUAAACCUAGUGAUAUACCGUAGAUUUUUAUAUGAUCGGUUCUGCCCUUAUUGAUCCACACUAAAAAACCUCGACAACAAUGGCUUUUUUUUAACAAGUGCCUC
Molecule: messenger RNA, 3974 nt
Organism: Leptinotarsa decemlineata (Colorado potato beetle)
Lineage: Eukaryota; Metazoa; Arthropoda; Insecta; Coleoptera; Chrysomelidae
Product: terminal nucleotidyltransferase 4B
Biological process (GO): RNA 3'-end processing; polyadenylation-dependent ncRNA catabolic process
Cellular component (GO): nucleolus; TRAMP complex
Molecular function (GO): mRNA binding; poly(A) RNA polymerase activity
Source: RefSeq, a predicted model, not a curated record